Zingiber officinale is the source of this 655-nucleotide messenger RNA. RefSeq names its product zinc finger protein ZAT11-like. The record is from RefSeq and is a predicted model, not a curated record. The transcript has a single exon. Lineage: Eukaryota; Viridiplantae; Streptophyta; Magnoliopsida; Zingiberales; Zingiberaceae. The coding region runs from base 179 to 655 and encodes 158 amino acids.
UCGUUACGUGUAGUCUUUAUCUACAACCAGUAAGUAUCUCGUGAAACUUCCUAAGAAUUUAUUCUUGUGUCUGUCCUCACGCGCCAACGUCGACUUAGAUGAUUGACUCCGCGUAUGCAUCGGAAUAUAUGUAGUCGUCCAUUCCGGCUAUUAAUUCAGUUGCAAUCAAAUUACAAGGAUGAAGCCUAGUUCAGGAGAUCAUGAAACGAUUCCGGAGUGUAAUCUCGACCUAGAGCUAUCGAUCUCCGGUGACGACGGUAUUCAAGUGCACCAGGCGAAGCUGAAGAGGAAGCGGAAGAAGGCAGCCCAUGACGACGACGGUAUGUUCGAGUGCAAGACGUGCCACCUCCGCUUUGCGACAUUCCAAGCGUUGGGUGGCCACCGGACCAGCCACAUGCGUGGCGUCAGCCGGAAGGCAGCCAGGCCGGUGAAGGGUGGCGUUGUGCUCCACCAAUGCACGGUGUGCGGGGCGAGGUUCACAAUGGGGCAAGCCUUGGGCGGCCACAUGCGCCGUCACAAGGUCGCCGGUGGGUGGAGGAAGGAGGAGAGGAGGAGGGAGGUGGAGGAGUUUGGGGUGGCUCCUUUGGAGGUCAACAUGUUCGAUGUGGUGCGGAGGAGCCCAAGUUCUUGCCAGCUCCUGAAAUUGUUCGUUUAA